ACGAGCAACAAGCAACAGGGUACGAACUUGAUGCACAUCAGCUACCACGCCGCUACAUUAUGCGACACGUCUUGCUUAUACAAACAAAUAUUAAAUAUACCAAUGCUUUAGCAAAGAUACAAUUCGAGGAAAGCUUUAUAGUUUUGCAUCAAAAUGUGCGACCAGUCCGUUUGCAGAGGAUUUAGGAUGGAUCUAAAAGCCUUUUUAAGAAGAUCUAAAAGCCUUUGAUAAGACUGCUAUUACUAAUAUCUUUAACUAUAAGUCGUUUUUUACAAACAGUGUGGUGAUGGAAGUGCAGCGAGGGAGUCCUCGCCAGUCGCUCUGGCGUCUGGUCGAGGCGCAGGUUCCUCGGUCAGAGCUGCCGGAGGUGCGAGCGGCGCUGGGACAGUCCCUGGUCGACAUGUACACAGAGGUCCACUCCGAGCUGGACAUGUGGCUGGGAAUAUGGCGAGAGAUCAAGCAAGGUGGUAACUGUGGCAGCAGGCCGGAGACCCCACGCAGUCCUCUGGCGGACCCCCCUGUGGGCAAAGAGCUGCUGAGGGGGGAGGUCAGGAUGUUACUGCAGUCCAUCAGAGAGAGAGCCUGCAGGGAGGGGAGAGAUGGUGAGGAGGUCUGGUCGCGGUACGACCCUGACACAGUGAACUAUGCCCUGGGUCGCUCCACAGACCACAGCCGCAGUGUCCCUGGGAGCAGCACCCCACCGCCACAAGGAAGCAGUGUUGGUGAUGAGCUGGAGGCUGUGAGGGACCAGUUGAACGUGGUCCACAUAGACCGGGUGGUGGAGCAUCUUCGGUGCGUUCUAACACAGGACUGUGAGGCAUUAAAGAGGCUGUUGCUUUGGGUUCAGGAGGAUAUUGAGCAACAAUACAGGAGUCAGUGCCAGAUCAAAGACAGAGAACCAACGUUCACAGAGCUGAGAGAACAGAGGAGAGUGAUCCAGAUGGAUUUAGAUCUUCCAAGUCCCCUCCUUCCCCGCCCCCUCUCAUCUUCCUCCUCCUCCUCCUCCUCCUCCUCUUCCUCUGUGUCUUCCCCGCCACCCAACAGCCAAAGGUUUACAAACCCUUCCAGAUCUUCAGCUGGACUUGGGACCCCUCACCCCAGGGCUGGCCCCCCAGACCUGAGACCCCGCCCACCGGACCAGAGACUCCGCCCACUCUCCUCUCUGUCACUCGUUAAGCCGAGCCCGCCGCCCUGGGCUCCCCCGACGAGGCCCCGCUCUGCGUCGUCGCUGCGGCCCCCCCGGGGGUCCUCUUCGACCAGGACUGGAGAUCUGCAGCCUGGCGCCCUGCUGCCCCACCCCAGUGAAGCAGCUCUCAGACCAGCAGCGACCAGCACCCAGAGGGGCGCCAGAAGGCAGAUCUGUCCCCGUAGUCUGAGUGUGGAUCAGAGGCACAAUGCCAAGGGCGGCGAGAACAAUGUAUCCCCGGUGUCGGACGUCACUCACGGGGACCAAAGGGAGAGAAACACAGAUCUCAAUGCAUUAUCAAUGACUUUUGGAGAAGGAGAAGACGGCACAAGGAGAGAUAUCACCAAUGGUGGUCUGUGUAACACUAUGAAUCACUAUUUAAAGUCUGUGACUGAGGAUUCACACACACCAAAGGAUGAUGAUGAUAGAAGGAGUAUGGUUGGUUCAGUGGCUUGUCCAAUUAGAGCCAAUCAGGGACAGACCAGCAGUGCUGUAUUCCUCACUAAACCGUUCCAGCCACUACCUCCUACAGUACCAAAGCUGACCACCGGAGAGCGCCAUUUAGUCAGACGCAUUUCGUUGAAGCACGAAAAGGUGCUUUACAUACAAUGAAUGUAUAGAUUUUUAUCAACUUUAUGCGAGUCAUAUUGUCAUUGCACUGACAAUUUGGUCAAUAAAGUUGUCUAAUAUUUCCAUU
Molecule: messenger RNA, 1883 nt
Organism: Gadus morhua (Atlantic cod)
Lineage: Eukaryota; Metazoa; Chordata; Actinopteri; Gadiformes; Gadidae
Gene: ccdc24
Product: coiled-coil domain containing 24
Exons: 8
Coding region: 287-1798 (503 amino acids)
Source: RefSeq, a predicted model, not a curated record